CCACCGCCCCCCGCCGAACCCCAGACCUUCCUGCUGGUGCAGACUCCCCAGGGCCUGCAGCUCAUUCCCAGCCCCCCAGCACCCCCGAGGAAGCUCCUGCUGCUGCCCACCCCGCCAGCUGAGCCUCCUGCCUUCACCCUCCUGCCUGCUGAGGGUCCCUCAUCCCAGACUGGGAAGGGUCCACGGGCAUCAGUAGCCUCCGCUACUGGGCAGAGCAUCCUGUUGGUACCCGGGAUGGGGCAGGCGCUGCCCAGCAUUCAGCUCCAGGCAGCCGAGGUGACCAAUGUCCAGCUCCAAGCCUUGCCGCAAGCCUUGGAGGUAGCCAACAUCCAGCUCCAAGCUGCCGAGGUGACGAAUGUCCAGCUCCAAGCCCUGCCACAACCCUCCAAGGUGGCCAACAUCCAGCUCCAGGCCAGUGAGGCAACCAAUGUCCAGCUCCAAGCCUUGCCACCGCCCUUGGAUGUCACCAACAUCCAGCUUCAAGCUGCUGAGGUUACAAAUGUCCAGCUCCAAGCCUUGCCACAACCCUUGGACGUCACCAACAUCCAGCUCCAAGCCAGUGAGGUGGCCACCAUCCAGCUCCAAGCUCUGCCGCAACCCUCAGACAUCACCAACAUCCAACUGCAGGCCACAGAGGUGACAAAUGUCCAGCUCCAAGCCCUGUCACAACCCUUGGACGUCACCAACAUCCAGCUCCGAGCCCUGUCACAACCCUCUGAGGUCACCAACAUCCAGCUACAGGCCACCGAGGUGGCAAAUGUCCAGCUCCAAGCUCUGCCACAACCCUCCAAGGUGACCAACAUCCAGCUCCAAGCCCUGCCACAACCCUUGGAUGUCACCAACAUCCAGCUGCAGGCCACUGAGGUGGCAAAUGUCCAGCUGCAAGCCCUACCACAACCCUCUGAGAUCACCAACAUCCAGCUUCAAGCCUUGCCGCAGCCCUCAGAGCUCCCCAGUGUCCAUCUGGAGUCCACAGAGGUGCCCGAUAUCCAGCUGCAGGCCGUGGAGGUGCCCAACAUCCAGCUGCAGACCACAGAGGUGCCCAGUGUUCAUCUGGAAACCACUGAGGUGCCUGAUGUCCAUCUUGAAGCCACUGAGGUGCCCAGCAUCCAUCUCCAAGCCACUGAGGAGCCCAGCGACCAUCUCCAGACCAUGAAGGUGACCGAUGUCCACCUGCAGGCCACCGAGGUGACCACCAUCCGUCACCAAUCUGUGGAGGUGCCCACCAUCCAUCUGCAGGACGCAGAGGUGGCCACUGUCCAGCUGCAAGCCACUGAGGUGCCCACCAUCCAUCCCCAAACCACAGAUGUGACAAAUGUCCAUCUCCACACUACAGACAUGCCCAGUGCCCAUCUCCAGACCACUGAGGUGCCCAGUGUCCAUCUCCAAGUCAUGGAGGAGCCCAGCAUCCAUCUCCAGACCACAGAGAUGACCAGUGUCCAUCUCCAAGACACCGAGGUGCCCAACAUCCAACUGAAGACUGUGGAGAUGCCCAAUGUCCAACUCAAGACCGUGGAGGUGCCCAAUCUCCAAAUCAAGACCAUGGAGGUGCCCAACGUCCAUCUCCAGGCUGUGGAGGUGCCCAACAUCCAACCACAGCCCCCCGAGGUGCUCGUGGCAGGGGGGAACCUGUCCCCCUCCCUGUCGCCACGCCUGGCGGUG
Messenger RNA from Mesitornis unicolor (brown roatelo), 1662 nucleotides. Its product is annotated as protein FAM186A-like. The transcript is spliced from 6 exons. The record is from RefSeq and is a predicted model, not a curated record. Lineage: Eukaryota; Metazoa; Chordata; Aves; Mesitornithiformes; Mesitornithidae. The annotation marks the transcript as partial.